Molecule: messenger RNA, 1788 nt
Organism: Ipomoea nil (Japanese morning glory)
Lineage: Eukaryota; Viridiplantae; Streptophyta; Magnoliopsida; Solanales; Convolvulaceae
Product: UDP-glycosyltransferase 73C1-like
Exons: 2
Coding region: 119-1600 (493 amino acids)
Molecular function (GO): UDP-glycosyltransferase activity
Source: RefSeq, a predicted model, not a curated record
AGAAGAUGCCCAGAACUUGAAUUCAGUCCCCACUUGUCAUGCAUAUCAAAACACACUAAGCUAAGCAAAGCCAGUAAAUCCCGAAAGCCAGUUUCCAUUUUCCAGUUGGUAGCGAUCGAUGGCGUUGAUAACAGAGCAGCAGCAUUUCGUGUUGGUCCCAUUCAUGGCUCAAGGCCACAUGAUCCCCAUGAUAGACAUAGCCAGAUUGCUGGCCCAUAGGGGCGUCAGAAUAACACUUUUCCUAACUCCCCAUAACGCCACCCGAGUCAAAGCCGUGAUUGAUCGCGCCCAACAAUCUGGUCUCCCAAUCCAAGUCGUCCAGCUUGGUUAUUUUCCCUGCGCCGAGGUUGGCUUGCCAGAGGGCUGCGAGAAUGUGGACUUGCUCCCAUCUUUUGAUAUGGGGAUGAACUUCUACGCCGCCACGAAGUUGCUUCAACCCAGAAUCGAGGAAGUGAUGAGGGAGAUGAAACCCACCCCCACCUGCAUAAUCUCCGAUAUGUGCCUCCCAUGGACGACCAAUAUCGCCAGGAACCUUAACAUCCCGAAAAUUGUUUUUCAUGGGAUGUGUUCUUUCUCUCUGCUUUGUAUGCACAAUAUAUGGAACUGGGAUGGUUUUGAAAGCUUAGAGUCUGAAUCCCAGUACUUUGAAGUGCCUGGACUGCCAAAUAAAAAUAAGAUCGAAAUAACCAAAGCUCAACUCGCGCAGUUGGUGAAACCCAGCUCCGAGGAGCGCAGCAAGUAUGCCAAGGAGAAGAAAGACGCAGAGGAUAGCGCUUUUGGGAUAGUGGUGAACAGCUUUGAGGAGCUGGAACCAGAAUACAUUAAGGAGUUCAAGAAAGGGAGAAAUGUUUGGGCCAUCGGCCCUGUUUCUCUGUGCAAUAAGGAGGAAUCGGACAUGGCUGAAAGGGGGAACAUGCCCUCCAUUGAUAAGCACCACUGCUUGAAAUGGCUAGACUCCAUGGAAGCCAACUCUGUCCUCUUCGUCUGCCUCGGAAGCCUCUCGCGAUUGCCGACUCCUCAGAUGAUAGAGCUCGGGCUCGCACUGGAGUCAUCAAACCGCCCUUUCAUUUGGGUUAUCAGGCACAUCUCCGAUGAGUUUCAAAACUGGCUUCGCCAAGAAAAAUAUGAGGAAAGAGUUAAAGAGCAACAAGGGCUUAUCAUCUAUGGUUGGGCUCCGCAAGUGCUAAUCUUGUCUCACCCGUCUAUCGGAGGAUUCUUAACUCACUGCGGGUGGAACUCGUCCCUGGAAGCCAUUACUUCCGGCUUGCCUUUGAUCACUUGGCCACUUUUUGGGGAGCAAUUCUUGAACGAGAGGCUAAUUGUGAAUGUACUAAGAAUCGGAGUGAAGACUGGAGUGGAGUUUCCUGUUUUGUUUGGAGCGGAAGAACAGACAGGAGUCCAAGUGAAUAGAGAUGAUAUUGUAGUGGCCAUUGAGGAAGUGAUGGGUGGAGGAGAGGAGGCUGAAAUGAGAAGAAAAAGAAUGAAAAAGCUUGGAGAAAUGGCAAGGACGGCAAUGGAGGGAGGAGGUUCAUCUUUCCAUAAUAUUGCCAAACUAAUUCAGGAUGUUGCAGAGGAAUCGAACGCUAGGACAUCAGUUUAAGACUAUCAUGUUAAGGCAUAAGCACCUGUUAGAGUUUUAUGCAAUCUUUCCUUAGCUAUGGCAGGUUAUUAUUGUAGCUUUCCUUGUAAUGCUCCGUUAUCUUUGGUUCUGCAGUUGUACAUUUGUAUAGAUAUAUUGCUCCUAGAUUUUCAAUAAAAUGUAUCUCUCUUCUCUGUUUAUACACUGCA